Molecule: messenger RNA, 1555 nt
Organism: Colius striatus (speckled mousebird)
Lineage: Eukaryota; Metazoa; Chordata; Aves; Coliiformes; Coliidae
Gene: CAMK2N2
Product: calcium/calmodulin dependent protein kinase II inhibitor 2
Exons: 2
Coding region: 59-298 (79 amino acids)
Biological process (GO): negative regulation of protein kinase activity
Molecular function (GO): protein kinase binding; calcium-dependent protein kinase inhibitor activity
Source: RefSeq, a predicted model, not a curated record
GCCGCCGCAGACCGGCUCCCGGCUCGGCGCGGCGCGGCUCGGCCCGCUCGGCCCCGCCAUGUCGCAGGUGCUGCCCUACGGCGAGGACAAGGUGGGCCGCUACGGCACCGAGCCCGAGGCGGGGGAGCUGCCCUUCAGCUGCCGCCUGCAGGACACCAACGCCUUCUUCGGGGGCAACCAGGGCAAGCGGCCCCCCAAGCUGGGACAGAUCGGCCGCGCCAAGAGAGUGGUGAUCGAGGAUGACCGGAUAGACGAGGUGCUCAAGGGCAUGACGGAGAAGUCGCCGCCGGGGGUGUAAGCCGGGACCCGUCGCCAGGACCCGCGGGCCGAGCCCUGCUCCCGGCCCUGCAUGCUGGCUGGACCGCCGACGAGGAGGGGGGGGAAGGCCGUGCCAGUGCCCCCUCCCGACCCCGGCCCGGGGAGGGGGGGAGCUCUGCGGCCGCCACCACCACCGCCCCCCCCCCGCGCCAUGCACUUUACCCCUCCGCCUCCCCCGGGGGUGGGAGAACCCACCGAGCCCCCCGCCCUGGGCAAAGACCCCCCCUCCCCUCCUUGGCAGGGGGGGUCCCCGAAUCCCGGGGCGGCCGCGGCCGCACGAGCCGGGGGGGGAAGCGCUGCUGUCCAGAGACAUUUUUUGCUCCAUCGUUUUUUGCAUGAGCUUGGUGGCCCGGGCACCCGGUCCUGGGGCCGAGGGUCAGCCCCACCACUCCGGCACACGCUUCUUUUUAAACAGAAAACUCCUCAUAUUUGUAUUUUUAUAUCCGAAUCUUUGUUAAAAACGAUCUGCUGACGUUGAGAUGUCGAAGUAACCGCAUCGGGGAGGAAAGAAACCAAACCAACCAACCAAACGGUUCAUAUUUUUUUCCAUAAGAAAAAAAAAAGACAAAAAAAGAAGAAAUAAAAAAACAAACCAAGGGGAGGGGGGAAAAAAGAAACCCAUAAAAAGGGGGAGAGGGGGCUGUGAGAGUGAUGGAGGGAGCGUCAGGAAAGCCAAAGGCGUGGGGAGGGGAGAGGGGACCCUCGGCCUGACCCCCCCUCCCCAGGCCAUCAGCAGGUCUGGCCGGAGGGGUUGGCAGCAAUGUGGGCUGCCGGAGAGCCCUCCCGGGGCAGAGCCCAGCGGGGCGGCUGCGGGUGCCGGAGGGGGGUCCCGGGCCUGCCCCUCGCUCCAGAGGCUGGUGGGGGGGAAGGGGGAGGGCAGGGACAGGCCUGAGUCGUUGUUUUUAAUUUUGUACUUUAAGUUAAUUUUAUUUUUUAAGAAGCUUCUCGGGGGGUUCUGAUGUGCAUGAGAAACUCGUCAUCUUUUUCAAUAACCUACGAGUGGCAUUUAUGGAGACGACGCAAAAAAACCCCAAACCCCAACCCCACGACAACAGCAACAACAACAACCAAAAAACAAAACCGAGAAAAAAAACAGAAAAAAAAAAGAAAAGGAAAAAAAAAAAAAGGAGAUACUUGUGUCAUGAUGUUCUACGGAUGAUCCAUUGUAAAUUGAAAUGCCAUUUUUCACUGUACUGGUGAACCAAAUGCGAUGAAUAAAAUACAUUCAUGUACCGAG